GGUUGCACCAUCGUUACAACUCUAAGAAAUCAAGCACUUAUGUUCAGAAUGGCACAGACUUCUCGAUCCGAUACGGCAGGGGGAGUCUCUCUGGCUUCAUCAGUCAGGAUACAGUCACUUUGGCAGGGCUGAAGGUGCCAAACCAGCAGUUUGCAGAGGCGGUCAAACAGCCUGGGAUCGUGUUCGCGGUGGCACGUUUUGAUGGCGUCCUGGGCAUGGCAUACCCCACCAUUUCUGUAGAUGGGAUUACGCCAGUGUUUGACACGGCCAUGGCUGCCAAAAUCCUGCCCCAGAAUAUCUUCUCUUUUUAUAUCAACCGGGACCCUGCAGGUGAGGUUGGAGGUGAGCUGAUGCUGGGAGGCUUUGACCAGCAGUAUUUUGACGGUGAUCUGCAUUACGUCAACGUCACACGAAAAGCCUACUGGCAGAUAAAGAUGGAUGAAGUUCAGGUGGGUGGCACUCUUACCCUCUGCAAAAACGGAUGCCAGGCAAUUGUUGACACUGGAACAUCAAUGAUCACAGGGCCGGUUCAAGAGGUGCGGGCCCUGCAGAAAGCCAUCGGAGCCAUACCACUGCUGAUGGGAGAGUACUGGAUUGACUGUAAGAGGAUUCCAUCACUUCCUGUUGUUUCCUUCAGCCUGGGAGGGAAGAUGUUUAACUUAACUGGAGAGAACUAUGUUUUGAAGGUGCGUCCCCCUCUUUACAGAAUCUGGUGGGGUUUAUAUAGAG
Sinocyclocheilus grahami is the source of this 729-nucleotide messenger RNA. Its product is annotated as cathepsin D-like. The record is from RefSeq and is a predicted model, not a curated record. Gene Ontology annotation, cellular component: lysosome. Gene Ontology annotation, molecular function: aspartic-type endopeptidase activity. NCBI's taxonomy places the organism in Eukaryota, Metazoa, Chordata, Actinopteri, Cypriniformes, Cyprinidae. Gene Ontology annotation, biological process: proteolysis. The transcript is spliced from 5 exons. The annotation marks the transcript as partial.